Messenger RNA from Gymnodraco acuticeps, 4930 nucleotides. RefSeq names its product von Willebrand factor C domain containing 2 like (gene vwc2l). Lineage: Eukaryota; Metazoa; Chordata; Actinopteri; Perciformes; Bathydraconidae. The transcript is spliced from 5 exons. Gene Ontology annotation, biological process: negative regulation of BMP signaling pathway. Bases 731 to 1507 code for a protein of 258 amino acids. The record is from RefSeq and is a predicted model, not a curated record. Gene Ontology annotation, cellular component: AMPA glutamate receptor complex. Gene Ontology annotation, molecular function: protein binding.
AGCGCAGGACGCAGGAGACAGUCGCUCUCCACCGUGCUGAAAGUCGGAGCGCUCCCGCCUCAGUCUCGCCUGCUGACGGUUAAUGCGACCUCUGCCGAAAAAUCGAAAAACAAACAAUGACAUUUGGUUUAAUGUGUCUUACUUCUACCCUUCUGGAUUUGUAUUUGCCAUGAAACCGCUGGAUGUAUACACGCACGCAACAAGACUGACUGCAGCUCUCUAACAUUCACCUGCGUGUGGGGAAAUAUUGAAAAGACUCCGGAUUCUCGGGGAACGCUAGAGGAUUUCUCUAGCUGCUCUUUUCUCUGUCUCUGUCUCUCUGUCUGUGCCGCAUGCCUCUGGACGUGAACUGUUUGUCUCCAAAAGGUGAGUCCGGGGAGGAUUAUCAUGAAGCAGACCUACUUUUACGUGGAUAUCGCUUUCUUUUCACUGGAAAAGGAGAAUCAUAUCUCCAAAAGGCUGGUGUUUAAUUGCUUUUAAAUCCAUCAUCACGAACAGAAGGGAGGAUUAUAGUAUUUGGAGUCUGUUGAAUUUACCCUGUGGAUAAAGUGAAGUUUCCAAUAGGCUAUAGGGGACUGUCUUUAAUCUGCUGUAGCCCUCUGUGUUGGGCGCUCGCUUCACACACUAAGUGGAUAUCAAGCUAUUUUAACGCGCCUCAAGUGAUGAUGAUGCUGACGAGAGUAAUGAGGAUACGGGGAGCGUAGCGAUGACAUCCACAACAUCUUGUUGAAUGUGGACAUCGAUGCCGCGGCGAAGGAUGGGCCCUCUCCUCUUGACCGCCUUCCUGUUCCUGCUGGCCCUGAGCGCCGUGUCCCCGGCCUCGGUGGGAAACCCCGAGGAUUACACCGCGGACGAGGCGGAGCGGACGGCCACUGAAAACAUUGUAUUCGAUGACUACCGGGGUAAAGGGUGCGUGGAUGACAGUGGUUUUGUCUACAAACUCGGGGAGCGCUUUUACCCGGGACACUCGAACUGUCCGUGCCAGUGCACGGAGGACGGGCCUGUGUGCGACCAGCCCGAGUGCCCAAAACUGCACCCCAAGUGCACAAAAGUGGAGCACAAUGGAUGCUGCCCCGAAUGCAAGGAGGUUAAAAACUUUUGCGAGUACCGGGGGAAAACGUAUAAAAUACUUCAAGAAUUCAAGGGUUCCCCAUCAGAUGAGGAGGGGUCCAGUCUGUCCAGCAUGGCUCCAGCGCAGCUUCAAUCAAGAACCAGGAGCUAUAGGCCGUCGGCCUGUGAAUGGUGCCGCUGCGAACCAAAUAAUGAGGUGCACUGCGUGGUGUCCGACUGCGCCGUCCCAGAGUGUGUCAACCCUGUGUACGAGCCGGAGCAAUGCUGCCCCAUCUGUAAAAACGGUCCAAAUUGCUUUGCUGGAACGACGAUCAUCCCAGCCGGAAUUGAAGUGAAGGUGGACGACUGCACCAUCUGCCGCUGCCACAACGGAGAUUGGUGGAAGCCGGCUCAAUGCCUGCGGAGGGAGUGCCUCAACGGCCAGACGUUGUCAUAGAGAGACUCCACCGGGGAUGGUGGAAAAGCUCAGGCAAGGCCCUGCCUACUGCACCAUUUUGUAUGAUUGACAGGGCAGGAGCACAAUUCCUAAGCAACCUGAGACAGCAUAGCAUCGAAGAGAUGCGCUCACAAGCUUCACACAAACACAAAUGUUGCCACCGAGAAGAAGACGGAACUUGUCUCAAGGCCGUUUCCACCCUCCGGUUUGAAUCGUCCUAUAUAUAUAUUUUCAGAUGUUGACUUGCUGCUCUCACACAAAAAAGUUUCUAAGCUCUUUGAACUUUUUCCUAACCAUUGGCAAUGUUGAAUUGCUCAUGUGGAUUUCUGUAUGUAUGCCAUCUGCUUGUUGUACGUGUCUGUCACAAUCACGCAGGUGUUGUAUUAUUCCAACAGCAGGCAAAACAAACCGUAAGCACACUUAACAGCGCUUUUUCUGUUUUUGUCAUAACAGGAUCAACACCGGUAAAAGCACUGCAUACGUAGGUGUUUCACAACUUCACUCUAAGAGCUUGUUUACAAGAUGCACAUCACACAUUACUGUUUGUGUCUUCAUAAGACUUUGUAUCACUAUGGCAGGAACUCACCUCUAACACUUAGAUGAUGCUACUGUCCAUUUUAUAAACUGCUGUAAAACCCCAGAACACUGAUUUGUGUGCAUACUAUGGUUUUGAAUCAUGUCUCUGUAUAGAAGCAGCACAGCCAGGGGAAGAUGGAAAGAAAGGAAAGUUGGUAGAGAGCAACUAUGAGAACUCUGCAUCACAACAACAAGUCUGGGCAGCCUCUGCUGGCUUAAUUGUCGUUAUUGUUUUCUCUCAGUGGUCCAUAUUCUCGAAAAUAUUCCCGCUAACUAACUGCUUGAACUUGUUAUUAAAGCAAUUAGUGAGCCAAAAGCAGCCUGCUUUAAUUUCCUUUAAUCAAGGAGUAUUCUGUGAUAGAUCAUCCAGCUGGGUGCUUGGCGCUGCCGCAGCCUGCAUGCUGAGCCCGCUCCAGAACCAGCAGACAAAAGGAGGGCAUCUGCAUUUGUCUAAAUGCUUUUUAGGCAGCAUUCACAUGCACAUUGUCCAUGAGAGCAUUCACAAUCACACCAUUCAUCGGCAAUCUCAAAGCCACAGUGUGUUGAUCUGCACCCAGUGAAGACCAUAAGGCUUGGUCAAAUACAAAUCUCUAACAUAAUGUAAUAUAUUUUCAGUUCCACCCGUUCCCCAUAUGUUAGAAUAGCUCUCCCGAUGUGGCAAUACGAUAAGAGACAAGCUAAUGUAUUGCCUUGAUAUUUUCCAGACCAGAGUGGUCCUUAAGUGGUCAAGUCUGAAGAAAAACACCCAAUUAAAGCCCCAAACACCAUUUUUUGAGGAAAUGAUAAAUAAUAGUCAUUAAUUCAAAGGUGAAUUCCAGUAAACUCAUGCCAUUCAUCAACAGAAUAUUUUUCCAUUUCCAGAAAAUCCGUUCCUUUUAACCUUUUAGACACUAUUCCAGGGUGGUGAUGGAUGGGUUGCUUAAUAGCAGCUCACAGCACUCUGUAAUGAGCCAGACAUGAACAUAGGAUACAGCCCAAUGACUAAAGAGGUACAUUACCUAAAAGGCACUAAAACUCAUUUUAAAAGUAUGCAGCAUAAGGCUGCAGCACAUGGUUGUUGGAGGAAAGAAAGGAAAGAAGCGUGGGUGCAUUUCAAUAUAAGGUGCAACAACAAGGCUAGGGGCAUUUGAUCAUUAAGCUACAGUGAUUUAGUGUCUCUUAAUAUGAAAAGACAUUCCUCAUCUAUCUGGAUUGAGGUCCGCAGACUCAUAAAACAAAACUGACAUCUACAGUUUAUCAAUCACAGCGUCAGUGAUCCAGACAUUUUCAAAUGAAUAAAAGAGCGUCAUUAUUCUUAAUUACUUUAGAUGCCAAAUCAUUAUUCAGCAAAUAUAUUGAAUACCUUUACUGGGUAGCAAAGAGCAGAGUGAGUGUUCCAGGGCUCAGAGGCAUGGCUGCCACCACCGAUGCCUUAUUACUAUUCCAGAUUAGAUUUACUUAGCAUGGCCUUUGGCUUUAUACAGUGUGAACAGCUCAGGCUGAUUUAAGCACGGCUUUGUUUGCGGUGUAAAGUUAUGUAAUGCCCAAAACGAGCAAUUCCUGUAACUGCCAGAAGGGGUGAAUUAGCGGGAGUAUUGGGGCUACAAGUGCUAGGACAUUUAUUCAAUAACGGGUGGAAAAUCCGAUCAUAAUUAACAGAUAGAUUGGGAAAUACACUGUUUUUGGUUUAAGUAAGUGUGGAAGAAGACAAAAUGGCCGAAACAAGUAUCGCAAAGAUAGAUUCAAAUGUCAAUGUGAGUUUUAUUGUUGUGAUUUAAUUUCCUUCUGACUUGGGAUUCCAUUACUGCUCUUCUCAUUCAUUUGCAAGCUGUCAACAAGGUAUGAGCGUAGAGGGUGAAGGUCAAAGCAUCAAGAAAAAGAUAAUGGAAUUGUUCCUCCAAGAGUUGUGAUUUAGUCUGCUUGUGGAAAGCAAAAAAUAAUAAAAAUCCAAUCAAAAAGCAAUUCAUAUAUUCAAAACAGACAGAUGAGGAAAACGGUGGAAUAUGUGUUCACCCCAGCAGACUGGUGCAUAUGUCGCUCUGCACUGCAAAAUGGUUGAGCAUAAACAGUUGUCAUGGAAAUGACUUUUAAAGCUGUCAUUUACAACUAAAGAGGAGCGUUUAGGAUCCGUGUAGAUUAACAUGCAGUAGAUUCCUUUGUGUGUCGUUUGAAAUGGGCUGCAUUUAAGAACACAAUAAGAAAAAAGGCAUUUCAGAGGCUCUGCCCGGGCAAACCGAGGGACAUUACAUUUCUCAUUGCAGAUAUGUGAAGCUGCAGUUUCAAGGACAGCAGUCUGUCAUUUGUUUUCUGCCAGGAGAUUGUGAGUCUGUAUGUCCGUCUAUAAAUGUCUAUUCCAACCUCCCCCCCAUCGUCUCAUUGUUCACACUGCAGGCUUGUACAUGUGCAUUUUGUAAUCGGUACACCAUCCGCUCUUUCCAUGAGACACCGACUAACUGUAGCUGGAAACCAUGAAUGAUUUUUUUUCUGGUCGUUUUUGUUUGUUUUUUUAGCAACAAAACUGUUACAUAAAGUGUGCCUGAAAACCAACACAGUACUAUGUGGAAAACGGAGAGAAACACUGUUAUUAUACAAUCAAUUGUAGAUUUGGGGGCACCAAGGGUCUGUUCAUUCAAAGGUGGGAUAGUAUCAUUUCUAUAAGGACAUUAAGAUUCAUGUUUAAAAUGAACAGCAUCUUUGAUUGUAAAUGACCACAUGCUUGCAGGUUCACGCUGUACAAGAAACAACAAAACCACAUUUAAAAAAGUUAAAGAACCCUUGGUGUCCCCAUGUUGUUCAUAUGUAAAUAUCUUUAAAACGUAUAUAAUGUGUAUUCUGAAUUCUGAGGUGGAGUAAAAAAAAAAAAAAGAC